Molecule: messenger RNA, 1761 nt
Organism: Chaetomium globosum CBS 148.51
Lineage: Eukaryota; Fungi; Ascomycota; Sordariomycetes; Sordariales; Chaetomiaceae
Exons: 3
Coding region: 1-1761 (586 amino acids)
Biological process (GO): telomere maintenance; DNA repair
Molecular function (GO): DNA helicase activity
Source: RefSeq, a predicted model, not a curated record
AUGGAUGACGUCUCCUACUUUGAGUUUCUGCAAGACUGGAACUUCAAGGCGCGGAAUCCGGCGAGGUGGGCGAUCUGGCAGCCUCCUGCAAUGCCCAGGGUGUUGUAUUAUUACCCCCGGUACAAGCCGGGUCCGUUCCCAUCAGCAUUUGACAACUACACUUCCGCGUAUCAUUACUGUCUCGAGCACCACGACCACCAGGACGAUCACUACGGUAUUGUCGACGAGCCCGAUCCGCUGCCGGGAGAGGAUGAAUUCGAGCGAGGGGAGGAUGCUGGGGACAUCACACUUGAGGAUUGGCAGGAGGUGGCCCGGCUGGUCCCCGACCUCCAACUUCCCGAAGAACUAGCCGACUUGCUUGGACGCCGAGACAUUGAUGUCAAUUGCGACUGGACACGACACAUUGGUCGCUACCGGCACGACCAGUUUGGUACCGGAGGUUACUGGGUGCAACUCCGUGGAGACGCUCCAGGUAAUUACGACGUGGAAGAGAUGCCUCUCGCAGCCCGUGACACGUUGAACACGCAGCAGCAGCAGGUAUACGACACGGUCAUGCGCCACUACAGAGCCAAGAACGAGAACCGCCAGCCUCCGCCCCUUCGUCUACAGAUCGACGGAGGAGGUGGGACUGGAACGUCAAGAAGCAUGCUCGGCCUCAAGACCCUCGCGUGGAUCGACCAGCGCCUACGAGAGGUGUUCCCGGAGAAUCGUGACGAGUUCUUCGGCGGCCUCAGCGUCAUGCUGAUCGGGGACUUCUUCCAGCUUCCCCCUGUUCUGAACAAGCCGCUGUACUCAACACGCGACGACCUAAAGGGCAUCGAGAUUGUCGGGCGUAAUGCUUACCUCUCAUUCGACAAGUCGGUGUUUCUGACCACAAUACAGCGGCAGCAGGGCGAAGACCAGGCCCCGUUUCGGCGGGCCUUGGAAGAACUGCGAAAAGCUGAUGUGUCAGUACCCUCCUGGGAGCUCCUCGCUUCGAGAUGCUCUGUCAAGCUCUCUCCCGAGGAAGUUGACAGCUUUGCUGAUGCGCUUCGCAUCUAUCCCACCAAGGCCCAGGUCGUCGAGUACAACCACCAACACAUGCUUGGCCUGGACAGCCCCGCCAUUCAGGUCGAGGCAAAGCAUGAGGGUGUUGGUGCGGAGAAGGUUGAAUCCUCAGAUGCCGGCAACUUGUCCAAGCGCUUGCCCUUGUGUGUUGGUUGCAGGGUGAUGCUGACGCGGAAUUUGUGGGCCGACGUCGGGCUCGUCAACGGCGCACAGGGCACAGUCUAUGACAUAUCCUGGAAAGAAGGUACCGACGUGCUGCGAGACCCGCCCGAGGUCAUCAUGGUGGCCUUCGAUGACUACGACGGCCCGGGCUUCACGAUGCCGAACGGGGAGCCUCUCCGUAGUGGGAAGAAGCUGGCUGUUCCCAUCCUCCGAGUGCGGCAUGACUUCAUGGUCGGCGCCAACUCAUGUUCAAGAGAGCAGUUCCCGCUGUUGGUCAGCUAUGCGAUCACCGUCCACAAAUCACAGGGCAUCACCCUGGACAAGGUCGUCUGCGACAUCUCUGCGCCAGAGUUUGCUUCUGGCCUCUCCUACGUGGCCGUUUCGCGGGUGAAGACACUCGGCGGGCUGAUGUUUGAGCGGCCCUUCGACCGCAGCAGGAUCUACCGCGAGACACCAUCACCAGCUAUGGGGUUGAAGUUGUCCGAUCACGCUACCAGGCAACUGCAGGCGUUAGAUGCUGUGGCGGGGGAGGUUCCCUCAGAGUCUAAUUGA